Messenger RNA from Fusarium redolens, 417 nucleotides. RefSeq lists its product as uncharacterized. Lineage: Eukaryota; Fungi; Ascomycota; Sordariomycetes; Hypocreales; Nectriaceae. The record is from RefSeq and is a predicted model, not a curated record. Gene Ontology annotation, biological process: epoxide metabolic process. The coding region runs from base 1 to 417 and encodes 138 amino acids. The transcript has a single exon. Gene Ontology annotation, molecular function: epoxide hydrolase activity.
AUGGCCAAACAUCAUGAAGCCUUUAUCGGAUAUUUCUACCUCGUGACGCCAGAUCUACCAGGAUUUGGUUCAGCCCCCGCUCCUAAUGCGACUGGGCUUGACCCGAAGGUAAUGGGCAAUGCUCUCGACACUAUGAUGAAACAGCUUGGCUACGAGAAAUAUAGCGUUAUUUCCACCGAUCUCGGCGUGGUCAUCGCAGUGAAUAUUAUGGAGGCGGUUGAGGAUUCUAUUGUUGGCCAUUUUACAGAUUUCCUCUUCCUGAACCCAACGCCUGAAGAUCAAGAGAGAAUGAGUAAGGGAGAGACAACCGAAGAAGAAAAUGAGUACAUCAACGCAAUGAACACUUGGAACACUCAACACUUUGCGCAUGCACCCAUGCAUGCAAUUCAACCACUUCUUCUGUCACUCAUUCGCUGA